Dermacentor silvarum is the source of this 2453-nucleotide messenger RNA. Its product is annotated as solute carrier organic anion transporter family member 4C1. Gene Ontology annotation, molecular function: protein binding. The record is from RefSeq and is a predicted model, not a curated record. The transcript has 9 exons. Gene Ontology annotation, biological process: sodium-independent organic anion transport; transmembrane transport. Gene Ontology annotation, cellular component: membrane. Bases 39 to 2453 code for a protein of 804 amino acids. NCBI's taxonomy places the organism in Eukaryota, Metazoa, Arthropoda, Arachnida, Ixodida, Ixodidae.
UCGAUCAGUAAGGACGUCAUCAGGACCGGUGAACGACGAUGGCCACCGAUCAGGCAGGAAAGACCGGAAAAGCGAAUGAAGGACCACCAACCGCAGCCGCCGUACCAGCUCCCACCGGAGCAGCGGCCCCCACGUCAUUACGAGGUCCGGCGUCACCGAUCGCUGCAGAGUCAAAGCGCGGCGCCGUUGCUCCCAUUGCCGGUGUGGCGCUGUCUGCAGCAGUGCGUGGACCAGAGGUUCCUGCACUCGCCGCGCCGCCAACGCCAAAGCGCGCUGUACUAGCUGGCGCUGUGCCGCCUGCUAGAGUGCGUUUACCGGCUGCUGCAGAGCCGAAGCCGAAACGUGAUAGGCCAGUUCCAGGGAUCGUUUCAAUGUCACCGCUGAACCCGCCGAGUCCGCUGGGUCCAGCAAUCAUAGCAACGCCGUCGAUGACGCGCGGACCACUGGUGUUUCGGACAAAGAAAGAACAGGCCAGGCAAGCCCCGAUUCCGUCGCCGGUCUCUCUGGGGCCCGUCCCAAACGAUGGGGUCGCACCUCUUAUGCCACCGGUGGGCCAGGGGGCUGAGCGAAUGGGCGCGCCGGACGGCCUACGUGCCAGGGGAAACCAAUUUCCGCCAAUGUCGGCAUCGCCAUUCCUGCGACCCAUGACCAUCGGUCCCGGGGGUACGCCCGAGCUCGUAGCCUUCCCGCGCAGUUGGCGACAUACUCGCGCCCUGCUUUCGGCGGCGUUAGGAGCCCAGGUCGCCCAAGCCACUCCCGAGCCGGAGCAGAAGGGACUUUAUCCGGUUGUCGAGCUCGUCGACGACGACGACGACAGCCCGACGAGUCUUCCCGGUAGCCCUCAACAAGCGCCGCCCGAAAAAGAGGAUGAGCAGUGCGGCUUCUUCUGGUUCCGGCCGCCUUUCCUGCGCGUCUUCCGCACUCCCGCCUGGGUGCUCUUAAGCCUGUGCUCGAUCGAGUUCACCCAGAGUUUCGUCAGCAGCGGCGUGCUCAGCGUGGUGCUGCCCACCAUAGAGCGGCGCUUCAACCUGAGCAGCCUCGAGACCGGCAUCAUCCUGAGCGCGUUCAACGUGAUCAACUGCCUGUUCAUCGUGCCCGUGGCCUUUCUGGGGAGCACGCGCCACAAGCCGGUCAUUAUAGCGUCCGGCAUGGCGAUCAUGGCGGCCGGCUCGUUUGUCUUCUUCCUGGCCUACGCACUCGCGCCUUCCUACGCCUACGGCGCCGAAAUGCCGGACCUGUGCUACGCGACGCCCCCGCCUCUGAACCAGACAGUGGACACGUGUGGCGAGCAGAGCAUUCGCGACUUCCGCUUCCUGCUCAUUCUCGGCAGCAUGCUGCAGGGCGCAGGCGUCACGCCACUCCACACGCUGGGCAUGUCCUUCCUGGACGAGAACUUACCCGUCAGGCUCACCUCCCUCUUCAUCGGAACGUACAGUGCCAUGGCCGUGCUGGGACCCGCCUUUGGCUUUCUCGUAGCCGGAUACUUUCUGUCUGUGUUCGUCGACUUGAAGGACGUGAGCCAGCUCGGCCUGACAACUCAAAGUUCGGUGUGGAUUGGUGCAUGGUGGGUCGGAUUCCUGGUCGCGGCCAUAAUGGGCGGAAUCGUCAGCGUACCGAUGGCCGCUUUUCCUAAACACCUGCCGUCGUACCAUCAAUGCCAGAUGGUGCGUCGACUGCAGGCGAACAAGGGCUAUAGCGAGCAGGAAAGCACGUACGGCCAGUACAUGAUAGAACUCCCGCGCUCCAUCCUCUCGCUCCUCAAGAACGUCCCCUUCGUCAUGAUCACACUGGCAUCGGUCACCGAAGCAAUGGUCGGCACUGCCGUUGCUGCCUUUUCGGUGAAGUUCUUCGAGGCCGAAUUCGCUAUGACACCUUCAAGAACGGCCGCUGCUCUGGGCAGCAUAUUGAUUCCGGCUGGCGUAGGAGGGACUUUGAUGGGUGGCGCACUGGUGUCCAAGCUGGACAUGACCAUCCGCGCCAUGUUAAAGUUGUGCUGCGUCACGAGCAUCAUCCCUUGGCUCUGCAUGUGGAUCUUCCUGCUGCACUGCCCCAACCCACACUUCUUCCACGGGGAAAUUUGGAGCAGCAACCGCAGUGUGGCUUUCACCAGCGAGUGCAACGAGAACUGCCACUGCGGGACGCAACUGCUAGACCCCAUCUGUUCGGUCGAGAACGUGAUCUAUGCGUCGCCCUGCUUCGCCGGUUGCGCCAAGAAAGAGAUCGUGCCGAACCCCGAGGACACAAACUGGGAUCUGCAAGUGUACAAGAACUGUUCCUGCGUGCCGACCCCGCCUGGCGCGCCGAUGAAUGAAACCGUAUACGAUUUCGAUGCGACGCGUCUGAAGUGCUCGACCAACUGCAACCUGAUGGUCAUCUACAUGGUCGUCAUAUUCAUCUGCGUAUUUUUCACUUUCUUCAGCGCAGCUCCUGCCAUUACCAUCAUGAUGCGGUGA